This is a messenger RNA of Orbicella faveolata, 2120 nucleotides long. RefSeq lists its product as uncharacterized. The record is from RefSeq and is a predicted model, not a curated record. Gene Ontology annotation, molecular function: protein binding. NCBI's taxonomy places the organism in Eukaryota, Metazoa, Cnidaria, Anthozoa, Scleractinia, Merulinidae.
AACCUAGUAAGCGACAUCCCGUGAUCUGAGGUGAAUAACUUGCCACAAUAAAUUGGAAAUGGGACUAUCGUCAUGCGAACAGCACGUACAAACUUAGUCUGUUCAGUUUCUGAGGAAGUAUCGUUCCUGCUCAAGCGAUAACAAAAUGUGCAGACCUGCUUCCAUUCAAAAUACGCUUGAUAUAUAAAGUGUGAGUACUUAUCUACCUCCACUUGUAGAAGCGAAUGUGUUAAGAGACCCAGUCACGAGUCCGACAUGCUGUUUAUAUUACUGGUAGUUCUUCUGGCAGACGAUGGCGCAGGAGCAAGGUCCCCAGAAAGGCCAGUUGUUCCGAACAUCACAGCUCUCAGCUCAACCGAGGUACGAAUCACGUGGUGUCGGGUGAAUUCCAACAAAGUGGAAAUAGAUCAUUAUGAGCUAUUUAUAGACACUGAACUGGAGUAUUCUGGGAUUGAUGUGAUGUACGUGGCCAAACGGCUUAAGCCAUGGUCCUGGUACGAGAUCAAGUUGAGAGCAUGUGGCUUCUCACCUGGUUCGUGUUCUCCAUUCUCAAUACCUGCUUUGGUGAAGACCUUGAGAGGCAGUGACAACAGUACCGUAAUACAGUCUGGUGUGACCCUAUUUAAAGUCAUCGCUGUUCCUACAUACAUGUUCAUUUUGGGAGUGAUAGCUGGAGUGUUGGCCAUUUCAUUUGUUCUUAUAUGGAGGUACCUUCAAUGUGCAGACCUCUCUAGUGGAUCAGCAUUUGAACUGCCACAGUACCAAAGAGCACUAAACAAAAGUGACUACACUGCCUUGGGUAAACAAAGGCUACCUGACUCAAGAUGUGAUACUGUGGGAAUCCUCUGUGACACACCGUAUCUGACUGAAGACUGUCAAGUUCAUGAUCCUGAAUCACACUAUCUUGAGAUACCCAACACACAAAAAUUAGGCCAUUCACAAAACAAGUUUGUCAUUUCCAAUUUUUUACCGUUAUCCUCAACCGGUGAUGCCAAAAAGACAAAUCUGUCUUUAAUAGGUGAAACUCAAGAAGAGAAGCUUACUAUUCCUAUAGAAGAUCCUAGACAUCAGUUAUGUAAUGGGCAGUUGGAACACCAAAGAGGUGUGUCCCAUCUAUAUUCUACAGAUGAAAAAUACACGCAGAUGGAAAAUAUUAAGGACACUUCAAAUGAAAAUGGUUAUAAUGAACUCAAACAAGGACCACAGAGUGGAACAGACAGUGACACAGUUCAAACUUAUCAAAGAAUCGAAAGUUGGUCAAACCUUCCAGAUAAGCUUAUCAUGCCAUUGUUUGAAACAUGCAAAGACCAAACCUUGGAAUGUUUGGAUUCAUCCCACAAAGAUGACACUUCUCGUUCAGCAUCAUUGAUGCACCCGUCAUCAUCUGAUUCAAAUGCACAGUUAACUGAACAGAAAGUAACAACAGAACUUAAGAAUGACUCUUCAUUGAACUCUGAAGAACAAGGAGUAACAACAGAACUUAAGAAUGACCCUUCAUUGAUACCCCACAAUGGGAUUGUGGUAGGAAUAGACAAUAGUAAUAUUUACAUUGGUGCACAGGAAUGUGCAAGCAUGGUUAAUCCUGGUGAUCGCAAGAGGCAUGUGCGACUCAAGUUACAGAAUCUUGUCAGAAUUCUGGAAAGAGAAAGAGCAAAAAUGAGGGGAUUUUCUUGUGGAUCCAGUCCUCCUGCAACAGAACAUGUCUGGGAAGUUUACAGACGCUUAGGAUACAUUGUUGAUCUCGAAGACAGAAGAGGAAAAGAUGAGCAAAGGGUAGAUGAGGGACUCCACUUGUGGAUAUACAAGGCUCUGUGUGAACUGCCUCCUGGGGUGCUAGUGUUAGCAACAGGAGAUGGAAUGAAGGGGAAGUCAGAAUGCGACACCAGUUUUCCUAGAUGUGCUGUGACAGCACUGGAGAGAGGCUGGAGUGUUGAAGUGUACUCAUGGAAACACAGCUUGAGCAGCGAGUGGAUCAAACUGACUAAGAAGCAUCCUGACACAUUGACAAUCAACUAUUUAGACAAGUAUGUUAAUUAUAUCACAUUUGUGGAUGGGAAACAUGGAAGAAAGUGUUUACCUCUGCCACCAGAAGCAAGUGUCUUGCAAAGAUGACCUGCAUU